AUGGCUGUGAAUGCAGAUGGAACCUUGCAUGAGUCUUACCUCAGCUUCGUCCAGGCAACAUCGACCUGUGUCGAUUUUCGAGAGCAAGAAAACUCGGCGUUGCGCGCCCAGGUGCACGACCUGACCGAGCUGCUAGCAGUGUUCAAUCUCUGCGGGUUACAUGAUCCACAUUUGAUUGCUGUGAGAGACCGUGCAUUUCGGCGCGACAUUACGUCGAAUUUGGGGCUGCUCCAGGCCUACGACACGAAACGUCAAAUGCUGCAAGAAUCCAUUAGAAGUGAGAUGAAGAACAAAGAGAUCGUGGAAGGCGUGACUCGUGAAUGCCAUCAAGAGUGCAGCAAAGUCUCCGAGUGCCUUGACUCCGGUUCGAGCGUUCUCGACAAGUCUGACUCCGCACUCGAUUGUCUGUACCAGCGCGUUGAGCUGCUCGAACGAGAAGUUGUUAUUCUGCGCCUGCGCCAGGAGCUUCUGGAGGAAACAACACCACGGCUAGAAUGUCCUUCAGGCAAUGUCGAAGCUGAUCAGACGUCGCAAGACCAGGAUGUCGAGAACGAGCAGGAGCAAAGAGAGCGUGAUGUGCUCUUGAGCAAGUGCUGGGAUGAAAGCACGAGGACUACACGAGAGCAGCAGGAGCGAAUCGCCGAGCUCGAGGACGCGCUAACUUUGGAAACAGCAAAGAAUGCAGCACUGCAACAGCAGAGCCGCGGCUAUCGGAAAGUACAGACGAUCCUCCAAGAGUUCAGCCGGCACCGCUCCUCUGCAUCGUAG
This is a messenger RNA of Hyaloperonospora brassicae, 768 nucleotides long. NCBI's taxonomy places the organism in Eukaryota, Oomycota, Peronosporomycetes, Peronosporales, Peronosporaceae. The record is from the annotation of a GenBank genome assembly.